GUGGCUUCUUUUACAAGUGAGGGGCCAGAGUCCAGAAAAUAAAGAAAAGCCGAAGAACAAUUCUUGAGUUCACUCCUAAGGUGGAGAAGCAUAUAGAGGUGUGUACUUCAUAAUGAUGAAAAGUUGUUCGGAACUGAGCUACUGUAGAUGUUACUCUGUCUCACUCUCAGAGUCGUGGUUGGAGGGUAUCUCACAGAGCUACUUAGUCUAAUUAUGGUAUCUCACAGAGCUACUUAGUCUAAUUAUGGUAUUGAUUAAAAUACAAAGAUGGUGAUUAUUGGUUAAGGAGAACAAAAAAGUGGAAGGUGAGGGGGUUAUCUUGAAUCUUUUAAUCUUGAAAUUAGGUUAAGUGGCACUGUUGGCCAACUAAAAGCAACCCCAAAUAUACUCAAUAAUGACACUCAUAAUCUCUCUCCCUCUGUCUAUUCUUUUAUUGGGUUAGGAAUGACAAAACUCUUCAAGGAAUUAAUGAUACUAACUUGCUUACAAAGUUAGAAACAUACACGAAGUUUGUAAUAUAAACCCUACCAAAAUCGCCACUUUACAAUCAUUUCAUUCACUCACACACGCAUAACAUAACAUUACAACCAUAUACAUACACAUAUAUACAUACAUUUCGAGCUGAGGGAGAGAGAUGAAAGAUCGGAUGGAGCGAUUUGUGAUAUUGCCGUUUUCAUUGGGGUGUUCAACGCAAUCCAGCGUCGCCGUGGUCACUACUCAUCAACACAAGAAACCAAACCAACUCAUUAAAAGUACCUACUUCUUACACCCACGAAGAGAAGAAACUGGUGAAAAUGGCUCAGUUAAAAAAGAAUGCACAAAGAUGGAGAACAACGGUGUCGGUGCAAAUACCUCAGAUGGAAGAGAAGAAAGUGACGAAAAUGGCUCGUUCAAAAAAGAAUACACAAAAAUGGACAACAACGGUGCUAAUAUAUCAGAUGGUUACGAAGAGGAGACGAAAGAGAGAGAGGCAGAGAUGGAGAUAGGGUUUCCAACGGACGUGAAACACCUGAGCCACAUCGGAAUAGAUGGAAUUAUGACCACUUUUGACCACUCCUCCUCAUCUUUUCCAUUCUCCGGUUUUCAACUCACCACCACCGUCUGAUAUUUUUUCACAUGCAUCUUUUUAUCUAAAAAUCAAUGACAUUUAUUUCUUUUAAUAGUUGUAACUUGUAAGAAAGAUCUUAUUCGGUUGCAAGUAAAUACCCCAAAGCUCCAAAAAGUUUAUUCAAUAUUAAUGAACUCUUAAAUAGAUGGCAA
Messenger RNA from Camelina sativa (false flax), 1260 nucleotides. RefSeq names its product CRIB domain-containing protein RIC2. NCBI's taxonomy places the organism in Eukaryota, Viridiplantae, Streptophyta, Magnoliopsida, Brassicales, Brassicaceae. The record is from RefSeq and is a predicted model, not a curated record.